AUGGUCUCAUGCAAUUCAGAUCACCUACGUAAGCAAGACCUAUCAUCAUUGGAUAUAACUAAGCUCACGCCAUUGUCAAUCGAUGUAAUAAGCAGACAGGCUACAAUCAAUAUAGGUACAAUCGGACAUGUGGCACAUGGCAAAUCUACAGUUGUUCAUGCAAUUUCCGGCGUUCAUACUGUGCGUUUUAAGCAUGAAAAGGAACGCAACAUUACAAUCAAAUUAGGUUAUGCAAAUGCUAAGAUUUUCAAAUGUACUAACCCUGAAUGCCCGGCCCCUGGAUGUUAUACUUCGUUCGGGAGUAACAAGGAAGACGAUCCACCCUGUCCUAGGCCAGGGUGCGGUGCAAAAAUGGAGUUGAAACGGCAUGUUUCAUUUGUAGAUUGCCCUGGGCAUGACAUUUUAAUGGCUACGAUGUUAAACGGGGCGGCUGUUAUGGAUGCAGCGCUUCUGUUAAUAGCAGGAAAUGAACCCUGUCCACAGCCGCAAACAUCUGAGCACUUGGCAGCAGUUGAAAUUAUGAGACUUAAGCAUAUUUUAAUAUUGCAAAAUAAGACGGAAUUGAUCAAAGAAGUACAGGCCUUUCAACAGCAACAGGAGAUCCGUCAAUUUGUUUCAGGCACUUCAGCUGACGGGGCCCCGAUCAUUCCAAUUAGUGCAGUGUUAAAGUACAAUAUAGAUGUGGUGUGCGAGUAUUUGGUGACUCAAAUCGCAGUGCCUAAAAGGGACUUCAUUUCCUCGCCACAAAUGAUUGUAAUUCGCUCAUUCGAUGUCAAUAAACCUGGAGAGGAAAUUAAGAAUUUGCAAGGUGGAGUAGCGGGGGGAAGUAUAUUAAAAGGUGUUUUACGCGUGGGAGAUGAAAUUGAAAUUAGGCCUGGGAUCAUUUCUAAAGACCCCAAUGGGACCAUACAAUGUAGGCCCAUCAUUUCCCGUAUCGUUUCCCUGUUUGCUGAACAAAAUGACCUACAAUUUGCAGUACCUGGGGGACUAAUUGGCGUUGGCACCAAUAUAGACCCAACCUUAACCCGAGCUGAUAGGCUUGUUGGCCAGGUCGUAGGUUAUAAAGGAUUAUUACCAGAAUGUUUCGUGGAGAUUGAAGUUUCAUAUUACUUGCUAAGACGCUUGUUAGGAAUAAGGGCACAGGACGGGGACAAGAAUACCAAGGUGGCAAAGUUGAGAAAGGGGGAGUUCCUAAUGGUUAACAUCGGGUCCACUUCCGUGGGUGGGAGAGUUACUGGUGUCAAACCUGAUAUGGCAAAACUCGAACUAACAGGGCCAGUUUGUACAAAGAUAGGUGACAAAGUUGCUUUGAGUAGGCGUGUCGAUAAGCACUGGAGAUUAAUCGGCUGGGGACAGAUAAACAAGGGCAAGGCACUGGUCAUCCAAGAGCCAUUAUAG
Molecule: messenger RNA, 1398 nt
Organism: Babesia microti strain RI
Lineage: Eukaryota; Apicomplexa; Aconoidasida; Piroplasmida; Babesiidae
Product: translation initiation factor eIF-2 gamma subunit
Exons: 7
Coding region: 1-1398 (465 amino acids)
Biological process (GO): formation of translation preinitiation complex; positive regulation of translational fidelity
Cellular component (GO): cytosol; eukaryotic translation initiation factor 2 complex
Molecular function (GO): translation initiation factor activity; GTP binding; GTPase activity
Source: RefSeq, a predicted model, not a curated record